GGGUCUACGUUCGAGGCGUAUGCUUCUCCGCAUACAUACUCCAUGGGCAGAGAUCCUUGAUUAAGGAAGGGGUUUGCAUCGUCAUAUAAGGCUGAUGUCGGCCCUUUCGAAGGAAUAGGGAUGCAGCGUGCAGGCUUCUGAAAGCUCCUGGUAACAGCACCUUCCUGAAUCCUGAAAUUCUCCGUCGAGAUGGUGCUCUUCAAGUUGCCUACGUUGGUUGGCACCCUUGCCUGUGCAGCUUCCCUGGUUGCUGCUAUUGAUAUCUCUGUAAGCUCGACUGGUGGUAAUGCUACGAAUGGUCACCAGUAUGGUUUCUUACAUGAGGACAUCAAUAACUCAGGAGACGGAGGCCUCUACGCUGAAUUGAUCCGCAACCGAGCUUUCCAAAUCAGCGAACGCUAUCCUGCUACGUUAGAUGGAUGGCACUCAGUCGACGGCGCUAAGCUAUUACUCAAGAACCUCAGUGAACCGUUGUCCGAUGUAUUAAUCACAUCCUUAAACGUCGCUGCCACAAACAAGCAAGGCCAAGUCGGAUUCCGAAACGACGGGUACUGGGGUAUAAACGUGAAGGCGCGCCAGAAGUACACCGGUUCGUUCUGGGUCAAGGGCAACUAUUCGGGUAAAUUUACUGCUUCGCUGCAGUCCAACAUCACCGGUGAAACAUUUGGAUCGGUGAAGGUCAAGUCCCGUGCUACCUCUGAUGAAUGGGUUGAGCAUGAUUUCGAGUUGACGCCGUCGAAAAACGCUCCUAAUGCUAAUAAUACUUUCGCUAUUACGUUUGAUGCUUCGAGUGUAGGCAAUGGCUCGCUUGACUUCAACUUGAUUAGUCUGUUUCCCCCUACGUAUAAGGGUCGAAAGAACGGUAUGCGUGUUGAUAUUGCUGAAGCGUUAGAAGGAUUUCAUCCGACCCUUUUCCGUAUUCCGGGAGGCAACAUGCUCGAAGGAUUGACGAAUAGGACCUGGUGGGACUGGAAGAACACACUUGGUCCCCUAAAGGAUCGACCUGGCUUCACCGGCGUAUGGGGUUAUCAGCAAACUAAUGGUCUGGGUUUAUACGAAUACCUACAGUUCGCUGAAGAUCUCGGUACGACCGUUGUUUUGGCUGUCUACGACGGCCUUUCUCUCAAUGGGGAUAUCACGCCAGAAGAUCAAUUGCAGAAAUUCAUCGACGGCGCUCUAGACCAAAUUGAAUUCGUUCGAGGGCCAGUAGAUUCGAAAUGGGGUUCUGUCCGCGCCGAGUUGGGUCAUCCCGAGCCGUGGAAGCUCGAGUACGUGGAGGUUGGCAACGAGGACUGGCUCUCGGGUGCACCCGAGGGGUGGGACACGUUCAAGGAAUAUCGGUUCCCGAAGUUCCUUAGCGCAAUUAAUGAGGCAUAUCCUGAUAUCCAGGUCAUAUCCUCAGGAUCGAACUAUGAUGGUUAUAAUAUCCCCAAGCCUGCAGGUGGCGACUAUCAUGUUUAUGCCGAACCAGAUACUCUUGUUUCUGAGUUCAACAAGUUUGAUAACAUCACGACGCCGCAUAUUGUUGGUGAGAUGGCUGCUAUUCAUCCUAAUGGCGGCACUGGCUGGGAUGGUCCUCAGCAACCAUUUCCGUGGUGGGGAGGUGCUGUCGGUGAGGCCGUAUCGCUCAUUGGGUAUGAACGCAACUCGGACAGAAUCAUUGGUGCAGCAUAUGCACCAAUUAUUCGAAACAUGAACCGCUGGCAGUGGGCGAUAACCAUGAUACAAUUCACCGCUGACACGGUUACACGAUCGACGUCUUGGUACGUCUGGGAACUAUUCGCGGCGCACACCCUAACAGACACACUUCCAGCUACUUCGGACUUUGACCCUCUGUACUAUGUAGCCGGUAAGAAUGCCAAUACAGGUGGAUACAUAUUCAAGGCGGCGGUUUACAACUCGACGGAUGGUGCCGACGUCCCCGUCAAGCUAUCCUUUGAGGGGAUCAAGGCUGGAACAACUGGCGAAUUGACUAUUCUAACGGGACCUGAAAACCCGUACGGUAUUAACAGCCCGUAUACCGGUGUGAAUGUUGUCAAGACGAGCAAAACGACGAUCAAGUCCGAUAAGAAGGGUACCUUUCAAUUUGCGUUACCCAAUUUGAGCGUGGCUGUUUUGGAUACGAGCCCACCGAAAUAUCGUCGUUGGAAUAGAGCGGUUGAGUGAAAGAUCAAUUCCAUACAAUA
Hypoxylon trugodes is the source of this 2186-nucleotide messenger RNA. Its product is annotated as glycoside hydrolase family 51 protein. The coding region runs from base 190 to 2166 and encodes 658 amino acids. Gene Ontology annotation, molecular function: alpha-L-arabinofuranosidase activity. The transcript has 9 exons. Gene Ontology annotation, biological process: L-arabinose metabolic process. The record is from RefSeq and is a predicted model, not a curated record. NCBI's taxonomy places the organism in Eukaryota, Fungi, Ascomycota, Sordariomycetes, Xylariales, Hypoxylaceae.